CGGAAGUCAAAUACAUUAGAUUAUGUUGAAACUUCCGGUGAAAUAUAAUUUCAGAAUUUUUAUACUUUUUGAUGAGAUGUGAGAUUAAAGUAAUAAUAGUUGAUGAUGGCAGAGGCAACUACGUCAGUAUCGAGUACCACACAAGUUGUUGAAGCAGAGAGAAGAAGUCCGACGUUGCAACUAAAAUUACGUAAACCAAAGAAUGAUAAAAAGGUGAAAUGGACAAAUGAAACAGUGGACAACGAACACUUGAAUAAAAAGAAGUCAAAAUGUUGUUGUAUAUAUGAGAAACCAAGAAUGUUUGGAGAGUCUUCAGAUGAGGACGAUGACGAUUGUACAGGCCACUGUAGAGGUCAUAAAGAUAAAUGUUUUAAAGGUGAUUCAGAUGAAGGGGGUGCUGCAGGAGGAGGGGGUGGAGGAAUGGACCAAGCAGGACCAAGUGGAUCGUGAUAUUAGUUACCCAGUCUUCAAUAUAAUUGUACAUGUGAUAUAUUAGUAUUGGGAAAAACUAGAUAAACAUUAUUUUUUAACACUGACCACAAAGUUUUUAAAGAGUUGAAACAGAAGUUCUACAAACAAAUCACUUGUUUUCAUGGAAAGAAUAACUUGUUGUUUACUGGUGUAAUAUGUUCGCUGUUUGCUUUUAAUGUAAGAUUAGAACACUUUCUUGAA
This is a messenger RNA of Mercenaria mercenaria, 672 nucleotides long. RefSeq names its product E3 ubiquitin-protein ligase PPP1R11-like. Gene Ontology annotation, molecular function: protein serine/threonine phosphatase inhibitor activity; protein phosphatase 1 binding. NCBI's taxonomy places the organism in Eukaryota, Metazoa, Mollusca, Bivalvia, Venerida, Veneridae. Gene Ontology annotation, cellular component: nucleus. Bases 103 to 450 code for a protein of 115 amino acids. The transcript has 4 exons. The record is from RefSeq and is a predicted model, not a curated record.